Messenger RNA from Hemiscyllium ocellatum (epaulette shark), 3567 nucleotides. Its product is annotated as vacuolar protein sorting-associated protein 26B-like. Lineage: Eukaryota; Metazoa; Chordata; Chondrichthyes; Orectolobiformes; Hemiscylliidae. The record is from RefSeq and is a predicted model, not a curated record. The transcript has 6 exons. The coding region runs from base 171 to 1172 and encodes 333 amino acids. Gene Ontology annotation, biological process: retrograde transport, endosome to Golgi; intracellular protein transport. Gene Ontology annotation, cellular component: retromer complex; endosome.
GGGUGAAGUUGCUGCAGAGACACAGAAACAGGAAAAAGGCUCCGAGCCAGCCUGGACCCACUGGGCUGGUAUUUGUACAGGGCCAAGCGGCGUGCUUUAAAGUGGGAAGAUUGAGGGAGAUACAGAUCUACGCCGCACUCUUGUAAGCAAUAACAAAAGGCCAGCGAAAGAUGAGCUUCUUCAGUUUUGGGCAAAGUGCAGAAAUUGACGUUGUGUUGAAUGACGCUGAGACGCGUAAAAGAGUAGAGCACAAGACAGAAGAUGGGAAGAAGGAUAAAUACUACCUGUUUUACGAUGGAGAAACCGUCUCCGGGAAAGUAAAUGUCACCCUGAAAAACCCCGGGAAAAGGCUAGAACAUCAGGGGAUUAAAAUCGAGUUCAUAGGACAGAUUGAACUGUACUAUGACCGAGGGAAUCACCAUGAGUUUGUGUCUCUGGUAAAAGACCUGGCCCGACCUGGUGAGAUGACACAGUCCCAGACAUUUGAUUUUGAGUUUACACAUGUAGAAAAGCCUUAUGAAUCAUACACUGGCCAGAAUGUGAAGUUACGGUACUUUCUAAGAGCAACCAUCAGCCGUAGAUUGAAUGAUAUUACGAAGGAAAUGGACAUUGUUGUUCACACCCUCAGUACCUACCCUGAGAUGAACUCAUCCAUCAAAAUGGAAGUUGGGAUUGAAGACUGCCUGCACAUUGAAUUUGAAUACAACAAGUCAAAGUAUCAUUUGAAGGAUGUGAUUGUAGGAAAGAUCUAUUUCUUAUUGGUUCGAAUCAAGAUCAAGCAUAUGGAGAUUGACAUCAUAAAAAGGGAAACUACAGGAACUGGACCAAAUGUAUUUCAUGAAAAUGAUACAAUAGCAAAGUAUGAAAUAAUGGAUGGAGCCCCAGUCAGAGGUGAGUCCAUACCUAUCAGGCUUUUUCUGGCUGGAUAUGAGUUAACUCCAACAAUGCGGGAUAUUAACAAGAAGUUCUCUGUACGAUACUACCUUAAUCUCGUUCUUAUUGAUGAGGAGGAAAGGAGAUAUUUCAAACAACAGGAAAUAACUUUGUGGCGAAAAGGAGAUAUUGUUCGAAAGAGUAUGUCCCACCAGGCAGCCAUUGCAUCACAACGCUAUGAAGGGUCAACAAAUACUGGAAACAAGCCUGCAGUACAAAAUCAGGAUGCAGAGAACUAGCCUUUUUUUUUGUCAAAGUCUAGGCAGCUAGAUUAAUAACAUAACCUACUAAAAAAAUCAAUGGCAAAGAAAUUAGUGUUUUUCAAGUUGACACAAUUCCCUUCAGAUGACAUCUUUGUGACAAGAGAUGUGACUGAAAUUUAUAGGGCCGCCUUUGUGUAUUAACAUAAAGUUAAUCCAGAUUUUUGUUUUACUUUUGAAACAUAUUGAAGCAUAUAAUACCAAGCGAAGCUACAAAGUCAACGAGUCCAGGUUCCAUUAUUGUUAUUCAAGCAUGUGCAGUUGUUGUCCUAUCACAAAGAGCAUCUGAAUACAGCACUAGUUUUAUCAGCUUAUCGACCAGUUUUAUCUUCUAAACAAAUUAGUCAUUUUCUUCAAAAUGUUUUAACACCGAGUUAAUCCUACUUUGCCCCAAAUUGCACUGAACACUCCAUAUAUCAUACCAAGAUUGUGUCCCACCUCCCCAACUAGAACAUAUUAUAAUUGUGCUUUUAAACUGAAUUAUCUGAAUGUUUCCAUUUUGAUGCAUGCAGUAUAUUUGGGUGUUUCUAGUCACUUGUCCAAAAUGUAUCUGUUCUCUAAACAUUUAAAAGGUCGGGUAUGAUUUAUAUUAAAAUUAUAUCAAUGGAAAUUGUUUUUUAAACAUAAAGUUCAUAUGAUAGAAUUUUAGAAUCUUACAGCACAGGAGGAGAGUAGUUGGCCCAUUGUGCCUAUACAGGCUCUUAGAGCUAUCCAGUUAUUCCCAAUCCCCUUCUUUGCCUAUAGUCUUGCUAUUUUCUUCCAUUGAAGUAUUUAUCAAAGUCCGUUUUGAAAGUUACUAUUGAAUCUGCUCUUAGUACCUUUUUAGGCAGAUCGUAACAACACAUCUCAUAUACUAUGCUGAAAAUAGUUUGAGUACUCAAUCGCUUAUGUAGUGAACUUUUUUGUUUCCCAGUUUAAACAUAAAAAGUGGUAUUAUGCAUAAAAUUUCAACUGUAUAAACGUUUGGGUAGAAAUUUCAAUACGCACAUUUCCUCUGUAGAAAUCAAGAUCAAAUUUUAACAUUCCAUAUUACCAUCUUAUUCAAAUGUGCCAUUUUAAUACUGCAGAUGUUUUACUCCAAUCAGGACAGUUUUUGGCAAGAUGUAGAUGUACUGUGUGUUUGUCAAAAAAUAAAUGUGAGAUUUAGGGAGGCUCAAAGAAUCACACAUAACUAAAUAAGAUGGUAUUUUCACUUGAAGUAACAACCAUUUUACACUAAGGCAAGUUUUUUUUUGUGUUUGCAGUGAGCAGCAGGUUCUGUUUUUAACCAGGAUUUAGACAAAAACCUGAAAUAGAUAAAUAUUCAACAUCCUAAAAUUUGCCUAUUGUAUCUUUUUGAAUUCAAUGUAAUCUUUUUAAACUUUCUUAAAUAGUUGUACAUGGGAAAGGUGGAAGUUGUUUCCAACCACAUCAAAUAAUCUAAAUUAGUGUUAACCUUGACUUUCUAUCCUGCAAAAAGAUUGUUUUCUGGAUAUCCUGAGGUAUUGCUAUUUUAUUUGAAGUUAUACAUUUAAAAAUAUGUAUUUAAGUAUCAUUAUCAAUUGCUUUUAAAAUUCUAGAUGGUUUAAGUGUAUGUAAUCCUUCAGAGCAUUUCUUAAAGGACAGAUGACCUGAAGCCAUUAUCCAAAAUGGGAACUCUAGAAAAAAUGAUGCAGUAUUAAAGAUAGUUAUGUGUACUCUUUCAAAUCAAACUGAAUAUUUGAUUUUAUGAAUAACAUGCUCCUAGUUUGUUUGUAACUAUAUCUAGUUUAGUAUGGGUUGCUGUUCCAAUCCAGUUUCCCAUCUUUCCUUUAAGAAGGGUUCUUUAUAAAACUGAAAAUUUAUGGAAAAUGAAACUGUGACCUAAUAAUAUACUUAAAUGAAAGGUACUACAUUAAUUCCAAACAGGCUUCCAAAUGUAACGAGUGCUUCCUCCAGUCUCAUGGUACAAAGUAUAAACUGUAAUCUGCUAGAAGCCAGAUCAAGGCCUUAAGACUAUUUGACAGUUCAAUCAUGCAUUCAGUUGUAGGGGCUCUGUUUGUUCUCAGUUAUGUUGCUUAAUUGAUGAUUGAUCUUUGCUUGUCAUCUCAACCCAGGAGAGGGAGACAAGCAAUGUGUUGUCCCUAAAUUUAAAAAGAAGGAGUUUCUUGGCAACUGAAUCAAAGAAAUCUAGUGUGGAAAGAGGCCAGUCAGCAAGUGUGCAAAAUGGAAGACUCUGGAGAAUAGCACCUUCUGAUUACUAAGUAGAGCCACUUCGAUGAAUAAAUCAAUACCCUAGUUUGGAAUCAUGGUUUUGAGGGGAGAAAAAAAAGUCCAUUGGCUAGGAAUUCGAUUUUGUUUUCAAAAUGGGCAGGGAGAAUCAUAUGUAAAUGCUUCAUUAAAGGCAUAUUUCAAA